This is a messenger RNA of Pseudovirgaria hyperparasitica, 825 nucleotides long. RefSeq lists its product as uncharacterized. Bases 196 to 666 code for a protein of 156 amino acids. Lineage: Eukaryota; Fungi; Ascomycota; Dothideomycetes; Acrospermales; Acrospermaceae. The record is from RefSeq and is a predicted model, not a curated record. The transcript has a single exon.
UACGCGACUUGUCGGGCUUGGCUUUUCUUUAGCGGGCGUAUUUCCAGAACCUGAUAAAGUACGCGCCCCAACUUGACCAAAACCCAGAUUACCACCGCAACUCCCACGAAUGGGUCUCAUUGCAUCCAUCCCAGUUCUUGGUUCCAUCACGCGCUGUAUCGUGGCUAUGCAGCAAUAUGGCGGGCGUGCGUUACAAUGCGGCGCUCGCGCUGUCUCUCCCCUCGCCCGACUUCCGUCACGAACUGCUUCCAUUCUUCCCACUUCGUCUCAUACAUGAGCCUCAUCACCAACAGCGUUGAAUUGUCUUUAUUUCAACGUUCCAAAGGGAAGCUCGAAAAGAAAGUAAACAUACCCACGAUGAUGAGAGUUUGGAAUUCUAUAAGACGAAUCACAAGCAUUAGGGCGCGCUAUGGGUACACUCAGACAGAGCACAAGCAGAUGAAGUCCUUCAUCCAGAAAACACUGUCGAGGAUGGAAAGUUGCUCUACCAAGGCAUUCGAAAAGCCAAUCGCGACAAUAGAGGUCGUUAAGGAUCUCCUAACUUUUCUCUGGCAGCACGAUGUGCAUCAAUUUGGCCACGAUCGUAUACCUGUCCAGUUGUCUUUCAUACUAUGGCGGACGUCCAGGCGAUUACGUCGAGUCCCAAUGUCAUCGGGGUAUCAAUGAGGGACUACUUUACGGAGACAUUACUUUGUCCUUGAUACCCAUAGCAUUGCCGGGGCGCGAGAGACCGGCAUGAUCUACGUUUUGCGCGUCUGCGUACGCAAUCGCAAGAAUGAACGAGAUAAUGACUCGAAUAAGUCUGUACUCACCGCUGGCAGAAAU